Molecule: messenger RNA, 528 nt
Organism: Meloidogyne enterolobii
Lineage: Eukaryota; Metazoa; Nematoda; Chromadorea; Rhabditida; Meloidogynidae
Source: the annotation of a GenBank genome assembly
AAUGCGAGGCAAUCUUUACCUGAUGAAAUGGCUAAAUUGAGUCGUUUGGUUGUUUGUAGUCUAGGCUUGGGCGAUUUCCUUCCCGAUGCUGCUAUUGUCAAUUUUUACCCAGAAAAGUCUCAUCUUUCGCCACAUGUUGACAGAUCCGAACGUGAUUUGUCUCGUCCCCUCGUCUCAAUAUCUCUUGGCCAACCAGCCAUUUAUCUUACUGGAGGUACUUCUCUUAAUGACCCUGUCGAUGCAAUAAUUUUGCGUUCUGGAGAUAUUUUAAUUAUGAGUGGAGAGCAACGAUUAGUUUACCACGGAGUUCCCAGAAUUUUGGAAGAACAACCAAAGAUCUUUGGAGACGAAUUUAUUCAAAUGGUUAAAGAAAAAGAAGUUUUGGAAUAUGCAAAUAAUUGUAGAAUAAAUAUUACUGUUAGACAAUUAUCUUUAGAAAAUGGGUGUUGGUUGAUUCACUAAAGUCGCAGACCUAUAAUACUUCUCUAACUGUACCUAGCUUUAUGAAAUUUUGCUUGAAUAUUGUUA